AUGGCUGGUGGUGGUGGAAUUAGCCGUGGUGGUGAAAAUAAUGGGAAAGAAUAUCCUGGAAAUUUAACUCUUUAUGUUACUAUUACUUGCAUUGUUGCUGCUAUGGGUGGAUUAAUCUUUGGUUACGAUAUUGGAAUUUCUGGGGGAGUCACAUCAAUGGACUCAUUCUUGGAAACAUUUUUCCAUUCUGUUUACAUAAAGCAAAAAGCAGACAAAUCAACAAACCAGUACUGCAAAUUCGACAGCCAGAAACUGACAAUGUUCACAUCAUCAUUGUACCUUGCUGCACUUUGUUCCUCAAUUGUUGCAUCAACUGUUACAAGAAAAUUGGGAAGGAAACUUUCAAUGCUCUUUGGUGGUGUCCUGUUUUGUGUUGGGGCUUUGAUCAAUGGUGUUGCUAAGAAUGUUGCUAUGCUCAUUGUUGGAAGAAUUUUGCUUGGUUUUGGUAUUGGUUUUGCCAAUCAGUCUGUUCCUUUGUACCUAUCUGAAAUGGCACCAUACAAGUACAGAGGAGCACUUAACAUUGGCUUUCAAUUGUCAAUCACAGUUGGCAUUCUUGUAGCCAAUGUGUUGAACUAUUUCUUUGCGAAGAUUAGAUUUGGAUGGCGUUUGAGUCUAGGAGGCGCGAUGGUACCUGCAUUGAUCAUCACCGUUGGUUCCCUCCUCCUCCCCGAGACUCCCAACUCAAUGAUCGAACGUGGCAAUAACGAGGAGGCCAAGAAGAAGCUCAAGAGGAUUAGGGGUGUCGAUGAUGUAGAUGAAGAGUUCAAUGAUUUAGUCACGGCUAGUGAAGCCUCAAGGAAAGUUGAGCAUCCGUGGAGGAACCUAUUUCAAAAGAAGUAUAGGCCACAUCUCACUAUGGCUAUUGCUAUUCCAUUUUUCCAGCAAUUUACUGGGAUCAAUGUGAUCAUGUUUUACGCCCCCGUCUUGUUCAAGACUAUUGGUUUUGGUGGUGAUGCUUCAUUGAUGUCUGCUGUUAUUACUGGUAUAGUCAAUGUUGUUGGUACCGUGGUUUCCAUUUACUAUGUUGAUAAGUUGGGAAGAAGAUUAUUGUUCCUUGAAGGUGGAAUUCAAAUGCUCAUUUGCCAAAUUGCUGUGGCAAUUUUCAUUGGAUCAAAGUUUGGAACUGAUGGUUAUGCAGGAGAAUUACCAAAAUGGUAUGCAAUAUUGGUAGUAAUAUUCAUAUGUGUUUAUGUAGCUGGAUUUGCUUGGUCAUGGGGACCUCUAGGAUGGUUAGUCCCUAGUGAAAUUUUUCCACUCGAAAUUCGUUCUGCAGCACAAAGUAUCAAUGUAUCAGUCAACAUGAUCUUCACAUUCAUAGUCGCGCAAGUUUUCUUGACACUCUUGUGUCAUUUGAAGUUUGGUUUAUUCAUCUUCUUCGCGUUCUUUGUGUGUGUAAUGACCGUGUUUGUCUACUUCUUCUUGCCUGAGACGAAGAAUGUGCCUAUUGAAGAGAUGGUUGUUGUGUGGAAAGAACAUUGGUUUUGGUCUAGGUUCAUGACUGAAGUUGAUUAUCCUGGAAUUAGCAAAGGAGGAGUAGCUAAUGUUGAAAUGGCAAAAGGGGGGGACAAUGGGAGCAAAUUAGUAUAGACUUAUUAGAUUCUUAUGUUAGUAUUAAUAAUUUGACAAAAGAAAAUAUGAAAAGGGUGUUUAUGUAAUGUUUUCUUAGUUGGGAUUGAUGUUG
Solanum dulcamara is the source of this 1684-nucleotide messenger RNA. RefSeq names its product sugar carrier protein C-like. Gene Ontology annotation, cellular component: membrane. Gene Ontology annotation, molecular function: monosaccharide transmembrane transporter activity. The transcript is spliced from 4 exons. Gene Ontology annotation, biological process: monosaccharide transmembrane transport. Bases 1 to 1590 code for a protein of 529 amino acids. Lineage: Eukaryota; Viridiplantae; Streptophyta; Magnoliopsida; Solanales; Solanaceae. The record is from RefSeq and is a predicted model, not a curated record.